Molecule: messenger RNA, 3991 nt
Organism: Exophiala dermatitidis NIH/UT8656
Lineage: Eukaryota; Fungi; Ascomycota; Eurotiomycetes; Chaetothyriales; Herpotrichiellaceae
Exons: 1
Coding region: 1540-1986 (148 amino acids)
Source: RefSeq, a predicted model, not a curated record
ACCGAGGUUGAGGAGCACAACUUGAGUCGAUUCCCAUGGAGUCCUCACUUCCAGCCUCACUCGCCUCUGUUGUACAAUUGGAAUUCGAGGCUGCAAUGGGCGUGAAAUGCUGUAGUGAGGCGUGAAGUUACCUGGUCCUGGGGAUCUACAUUCUGGUUUUGGGUAUAUACAGUAGCGUGGUAGCUAUAGACCUAGCAGUGUUUGAAAGGUCAGCAGGGUCACGCGCGCCGUCAAAUUGAAUCGAGUCGCCCACUUUCAACUUCGAAGCGUGGUCUGGCCAGAAGUUGAACCUUGGGCAAACCUCCCCGCUAUACGGUACCUGGGUACUUUUACCACCCCUCACCCUCUUCGACUAUGACCAGGAUCAAUAUAAAUCUCAUCUCAUCCAAGUACUAGUACCGCACUACACGGUACUACUGGCUCUGUACCGAGAUUCGAACUGAUCGUCCUUGUUCAACCGCUCCACUCGACUGUUGAUCCUAGCCAAGGCGAAUCCUGCCAAAGGUAAGGUCCUGGAGGUGUAUUGGUACCUACUAGAUAACUACAAUAGCUACAUCGAGGUGGCACAACAUGAUCAAGUUGCAUUCCUUCUUUCUCGUGCGACCGCCUUCCUCUCAGGACAACGUUCUCAUAUAACCCACCAUCAACAUCCCUGUUGAACAGAGCGGAUGGCUCUCCUGCCAUACUUGUUCACUUUGUGUGGCGUGUGGUAAUGACAGACGAGAGUUUGCCUCAACGUGCAACAGGCUCCAAAAAGACCUAUAAUUAAGUCAAGUCAGGUUCGUCGGCUCAUACCUAUGUUUUUGAGCCCAAAUAUCCCGCAGUUCAAACAACUUGAACUCCCGACAUAACCAUGAAAUCAAACUCCAUGGCGCCAUGUCCUUGCCUUGCUUUGCAGCUUUGUCAUCUCCACAAUACCCCGUCUAUUCUUGUUCUUGUUCUUUUUGUUUUUGUUUUUAUUCUUUUUCCUCGCCGCUGUUAUGUUUCUCUCAUGCAUCCUCCUCGGCUGUGUUAGAGAACCGGGAAAUAUUACCAAAAUCCACGGCCACGGCCCCUAUUCCUGUCUCUGUCUCUGUCAUCAUCAACGAUGACAACGCUCCGUCGGCGGGGACGUGUCUCCCCACCAAUGGGACGUCGUGGAUCAUGAUCAUGCAACUCAGGAUGCGCGAGUCGAUAGUCCUUACGGGCAUGAUCCAAUGCAUCCAUUGCUGAGGGACGGGCACCGGGGCCCGUGAUGGUCAAUGGAGGAUGGAGGACAGGAUAGGAAGGCUGGACGACAACAACGUCACCGCGGUCACGAGGGCGUCUCACUGGUCCCCUUAGACGGUCUUGCUCCUCCAGCAUGAGUCGCCUCUCAACUUCAAGAAGGUCUCGCUCACGGCGUUCGAGUGAUCUUUGACGCCUUUCACGGGCCAUCUCGGCUUUGAGUCUCCUGGCUUCCUCUUCGGCCGCCGCGGCUAGUCUCUCGGCUUCACGCCGUUCUCUCCGCUCUCUUUCCAAAUCGUCAAUUAGUUGACCUACUUCGGGCUCCGGUCGACGAUGUUGGUACUGGGGUCGAGCAGGUCCGCCUGCCGCCAUCGGCGGGUCCGCGACAUGGUGUUUCCCGCUAUUACGCCGUCCUCGGGACGGCGGUCUCUCCACAUGAGGAUGUGCGUCUGGAUCGUCAUGGAUGACUCGGACUUUGCGGAUCCGGGGCGACCUCUCUUCAACAAUGUGAUCAAUGGGGUCAUCAUUGUGAUGUUUCGGCUUUGGCGGCAGCUUCGGUGGCAGUGGGGUAUAGACCUCAUUCUGCAGGUGUGGAGACAUGGUAUAAUACGGUCCUCUUGGGGGAGGAGGAGGAAGUGGUGGUGGUGGAGGAGAUGGAGAUGGGGAUGGUGCCCGAGCACGACGGCCCGAACGACGACUCCGGACAGGAGAUUCUUCGAUGAUUUCAACCUUUGGCUUUCGAAUGCGAACCAGAUUGAAAAGCUUUGCUCCGAUUGUUAACUGAGUUCAUUUCGGUGAUAUUGGUCGGACUAGACGGUAGGUACGCACCUGGGGCCUUCUUUCGAUGAUAACCGGGUCCGGUGAAGACUGACGACGUCGAUGGAACAUUCAAUCAAUGAAGGGAGGCUUUGCUGGAUCGGAAUGGAUGACCAAGAUGGCAAGCUGCUAACCAUAUAAUGUGAAGGGGUUGGAUCACAACGAAACGAUGAAGUUCGAAGUCGUGUCAAGCGGCAACAAAGGCGGGGCCGUGCCUUAUAUAGUCCACGGGUGACCUGGGAAGAGGUAUGGCUAGAUGUUCUUCGGGAACUUAUAUUCAAGUCGGCAAGAAUGAGUCAACAAGAAGUUCCGACUGAAAGAUAAAAGAAUGAAACCCAUGGCGAGCGGCGCAGGAUUCAUCCUUUGUCGGCCGGGGGUCUCAUCAUCAAGGCUGUGUGGUUCCGGUCCGCUGAUUUCUUUGCUGGUGCUGGUUUUGUCCCGUCACCCAGCCGGCCUCGACCCCAUUAAUCAGACGGGCGCGGCGGCGGUGUGUUGUAUUGUGUUCUGAGCAACGGUGUGUUGACUUCAGUCACGGGUAUCAGACAAGAAACAGAUUGGUACAAAUGGUGAUUGGACCGACCUUUGUACCCGGAUGCAAGGGCAGUUGUGGAAGAGAGGGGAGGGAUCUCUUCUUUUCGAGUCCAUGCACGGCUGAGAGAUGCAGAAUAAAACGCGCUCACAAUGGUUCAAUCGGGCUGAGCCGCCCGUGGACGUCAUUCGUCUAGAUCUAAGCAAGCGACCCAUUCUCUGUACUAUUGGUCUGCCUGAUCAGGCAGCCAGGUGAUUUGGGCCUCCUGGACCCAUGCAAGGCUGGCCGGUUGCGAAGCUCGAACCGGGGAAGUGGACAGCAAUUCGUCUAUUAGAAAAGAUUGCCGGCAGGCCCGUCGGGGGUUUCCGACGACUGAGCCUCGAACGGGGGUUUAGAUCAGGGAUCAUCUCACGUGCCCACGCAUGCAUGAUCCGGAAGCGUGGGUGGAUGUUGGAAGGGAGGUGUGGAAACGGGAAUCAGACAGGGCGCUUUACAUUACCUCGACCUCCUGACAGUCAUCGUCAUCCAAAUACAGGAACGAGUGCUUAACAAUUGUACCAGACAGAAUCGAAACCAGAAUACCAACGGUUGGCGAUUCCGGCAAGCGGCUCGGUUGACCAAUUCCAAUAGAUACCAGGUUCCCGGUAGUCGGCGGGCUGGCCGUCAUAUGGUCAACCAGCCAGCCAGCCAGUCAGUCUCUGGCACUGAUACUCACACCCAUUCCAGUGCAAUGACGGGAAACAGCGAGUGGAAAGCCAGCUGUUGCACAAUCACGGUGAUAACUGCAAGCGUUCAUUAUGUAAGACAGUGGAGCGAGCGAGUGAGCAGACACACUCUGGCAUCCCCUUAGGGUGUGCCCCCUGGCUCGGGUGCCUAGGUGGUUCUCAACUGUAUCCUUGUCGAGGGUACCAGGUUGGUAGCAGUUCGUAGAUGACUCUGCCGAAGGGGUGGUCGGCGGUCGGUGGUCGAUGAAAGGAAUUGGGCACUACAGCACUGUGCCAUGCUCUGCUCUGCCAGCUGGAGGUGGUAUGGAAGGGAGAUGGGGCCAAAGAACAGGCUGUCAGGAUCAAAUUGAUCCCAGGUUCAUCCCGCUCGAACUGUCCCUUGUCGAGCUGAUGGUGAGAUGACAAUGACGCUGCUGCUCAGGCUGAUACUGAUAAAGGUGGCUUGUGGCUGUGCACGCUAUAAAAUGCUGCUGACUUGAAAGGGGAAUGCUUUGUUUCUUUCGAGGUACACCGGUUCAAGUUCCUUCCCGUUGCCUUUCUUCCAGUUGCCUUUUUUGUUCCCCUGUUCAAGUUUCCCAGGCAAGAGCUGUGGCUGUGGCGCGGUUCUUGGAUCCCUGCUGUCAAGUUGCUGGGCAAGGCAACGUUGACUGACUGACCCCAACUUGAACUUCAACUCUCACAGUCAUCAGAUUUGAAUGUAGGUAUAUUGCCUUCU